Messenger RNA from Nomia melanderi (Alkali bee), 2136 nucleotides. RefSeq names its product putative serine protease K12H4.7. Gene Ontology annotation, molecular function: serine-type exopeptidase activity; dipeptidyl-peptidase activity. Lineage: Eukaryota; Metazoa; Arthropoda; Insecta; Hymenoptera; Halictidae. Gene Ontology annotation, biological process: proteolysis. The record is from RefSeq and is a predicted model, not a curated record.
UUUCUCGUAACUCAGUCAAAGGAGUAACAUAAUUCUCAUCACUAUCAGAACUCGUACUACUAACAUCUAAUACAAUUUCUUUAUUUGGAUCAACUUUGAUAAAGUUACGACACUGAUAGAUGGCGCUAAACAAAAGAAUAAGGUCUAAGGCGAUUUCAUAAUAUUAUGUCUCGUCAAUAUUAUCACUUAUAGGAGAUAAUAACGUGGUAAACAACACCUAUUAGUCGCAUUUUAGAAUUGUGUUUGAAAAGAAUAAUUUAUCAAAGACUGUUUUGAAAAAUGAAUCGGAUUUUGUUCUUCUUAUUCUUUGUUAGUCUUAUAAAUAUUAAUGUGGCUUUGCGAACAUUUAUGAGAGGUCGAUACAGAAAUGGUAAUUUAGGUGAUCCAAUUUUAUCAAAGGAACAAAAAUUGCCAGAAGAACAAUGGUUUACACAAAUAUUAGAUCAUUUUAACCCAACCAAUGCACUUGUUUGGCAGCAGAGAUAUUUUGUAAAUGGAGAUUACUAUAAAAAAGGAGGUCCAGUAUUUUUAUUGAUUGGAGGUGAAGGUCCUGCUUCAGCUAAAUGGAUGGUGGAAGGUCAAUGGAUUGAAUAUGCCAAGGAAUUUGGAGCUCUUUGCUUUCAAGUGGAACAUCGUUACUAUGGAAAAAGUCAUCCUACUUCAGAUUUGAGUGUAAAAAAUUUGGUCUACCUUACAUCGCAACAGGCACUUGCAGACCUAGCUUACUUUGUCAAAAAUAUGACUGAUAAUUAUAUGUUAGUAAAUGAUACUAAAUGGAUUGCAUUUGGAGGAUCAUAUGCUGGGUCUUUAGCUGCAUGGUUACGUGUUAAAUAUCCUCAUUUAAUACAUGGAGCAGUUUCCACAAGUGGACCACUGUUAGCUAAAGUAGAUUUUCAGGAGUAUUACAUUGUUGUUGAGAAUGCAAUAAAAAAUUAUUCUCAGGCCUGUGGAAAUGCAAUAGUGGAAGCUAAUAAACAGUUUCAUAUAAUGUUACGUCAUCCCAUUGGCCAACAAGGACUAACAAAGAAAUUUUCUUUAUGUGAUCCUAUUGACUCUGGACAUACAACACGCAAAGAUAUUUCCAAUUUAUAUGAAACCUUAGCAAGCAAUUUCGCUGGUAUUGUACAGUAUAAUAAAGACAAUCGUAAUAACUCAGCAAUGGCUAACAUGACUAUUGAUAGUUCAUGUGAUAUUUUAACAAACGAAAGUUUGGGUAUUGCCAUUACUCGACUUGCAUUUUUAAGUAAUAAAAUAUUAAAUGCAACAAAGGAGAAGUGCUUGGAUUAUAUGUAUAAUAAAAUGGUUCACAAACUUCGAAAUGUUUCUUGGGUUAGCGAAGAGGCAGAAGGAGGACGUCAAUGGAUGUAUCAAACAUGCACAGAAUUUGGAUUUUUCCAAAGUUCUACAGCACAAUCAAAUUUAUUUAGUGAUAAUUUUCCUGUAGAUUUCUUUAUACAACAGUGCAUCGAUGUUUUUGGGCCCAGGUAUGACAUUUAUUUAUUAAAAUCAGCGGUAGAUCGAACAAACGUAUUAUAUGGAGCCUUAAAUUUGGAAGUUACGAAUGUAGUAUUUGUACAUGGAUCAGUGGAUCCGUGGCAUGUGUUGGGCAUUACAAAAUCAUUGAAUCCACAAGCACCUGCUAUUUACAUCAAUGGUACUGCUCAUUGUGCAAAUAUGUAUCCUCCAUCUAAGAAUGAUUUACCUGAAUUGAAGGAAGCCAGAGUUCAAAUUGGACAACUCAUUCGUCAGUGGCUUAAAUAAUAAAGAUAUUCUCAAUUUUUAAUGUGAUAUACAUAAGACUGUUUAAUGAUAUGUGAUUUUUUUCUUAACGUUUGAAGUAACAAAAUAUGAAAACAAUUAAGUUUAUUUUAAGAAUUUUCUUUCAAAAAGUUAUGUUUUUUUUAUGCAGCUUAAAUAUCCUUCUGAACAAUCGGGUUAUACAGAUAUUUUUCCAUCGAAUGUGUUUUGUGCAUUAUUGAGGCUAAAACUAACAUUAGAUAUAUACUAGCAUUAGUCAUUCUGUGCUACGUUAAAUGACAAGAAUGUAAGUGUAAAUACAUUAAACAAGUUUGCCCAUAAUGGCACUAUUACAAUUUUUUGUGAAUUAUAAAGACAUUAAAUACAUGUACAAACUUA